AUGUCCACAGAUCAUAGUCAGGGGUUGCCUCUAAAUCCUCAGAACAAGACUCGUUCCCCUACACCGCCCACUCCAAGUAGCACACCAAAGAUCAUUUCAAGGUUCUCAAACACAACUUCUACCAGAACACACAGUCCAGAUUCACCACAACGCACAAGCAACUAUGCGCGAGAUGCGUCCAUCGUCCUCAUUGGCAUGCGCGGAAGUGGCAUGUCGACAUUGGCAGUCCUAGCCUCAAGUACCCUGAGCUUCCGGGUACUCGAUGCAGAUCAACACUUUUACAAAGUCACAGGACUCUCACGAGCUGCCUAUAAGACUGCUCAUGGAAUCACAAAAUAUCGUCAAGAGGAGCUACGGCUGAUGAAAUCUAUGCUUUUCGACAAUCCAAAGGGUGCAGUGAUUGUAUGUGGCCCUGGAGCUGUCGAAGGCAAGGGAAAGGAGUGGCUCGUCGAGUAUGCAAAAGACCAUCUGAUUAUCUACAUCUUGCGAGAGCCUGAAGAAAUCCAAAAGCAUCUAGGCGUGUUCGACGUCGAUACUAUUAGAAACCUUACUCGUCGAGCAGCCCCGGCAUAUAGAAGCUUGUCUAGUUUCGAAUUCUAUAAUGUUUCCGACACAUUAUUACGCAAGCCAGAGUUUACUUCAUUGCGCGGUGAUUUGUCACCCUGGGCACUUACACUCAAGAAUGUCGAGGAAGACUUCCUCCAAUUCAUACACGGCAAAACGGGACGAGACGACUGCUACGACAAAUACAAAGUCCAGCACAGUCUUUCGUCAGUAUUCUUGGAGUCGAGAACCUUCACAUAUGCCUUAUCCGUACCACUUUCGACACUAUUCACCCUCGUCUCUGAGUUCCAAGGGGUGGACAUGGAAGCCGAUGCCGUUGAAUUGACCAUACCUAUGUCAAGUCCAAGUAGUGACGAGCAAGGGAUUGAGGAUACUAAAGCCGAUCAAAUCAGCAGACAAGUGUUUAUUAUCCGAAGAAACAUCCGCCUCCCAAUAUUAUACAGUAUCGAUACUUCCGAGGAGGACCAAGGGGCGAUCGACCAGGUCGAGUACUUCGGGCUUCUGCACCAUGGACUAAGGCUUGCACCAGAUUACCUCUGUGUUGAUCUCAGGUCUGAUACCGCCAAAAUCCAAAGCCUUGUUGCAUCUAAAGGGAGAACAAAGAUCAUAGCACAUUAUGUUGUUUACAACCCUGCGGAGGACGGUUGGGACAAACCAAAGCUAUGGUCCAUGGUCCAGCUAGCCCAGAAUUUAGGCUGCGAUAUCCUCCGUAUCAACCAGGAAGCACUGUGCUUAGAAGACAACUUUGCCGCGCAAUACUUUGUCCAUCGGGUCAAGUCUUCACAGAACCUCUCUAUACCUCUCAUAGCGUUUAACACCGGUAAACACGCUCGCAUUUCCUGUUAUUUGAACUCGAUCCUCACCCCGGUCACUCAUCCACUGGUUCGAAAGUUGGUACCAGAGUGCCCAUCAAGAUCCUUACUCACGGUUCAAGAGGCCCAGAAGGCGGUCUUUGCUUCUUUUCUACUCGAUGACCAGUACUUUGGCAUCUACGGAAACAACACAUCGCAAAGUCUGUCCCCAGCUAUGCAUAACGCUGCAUUUGAGCUCUUGGGUAUGCCGCACCGAUACAACAUCUUCCUCCAGGAGUCAUUGGAUGAGCUCAACAACAUGAUCAAGGACCCCAAUUUUGGAGGGGCCAGUAUUACUGCUCCGUUCAAGACAGCUAUAAUCCCCAAGUUGGAUUUCUUGAGUGACGAGGCCAAAGCUAUUGGGGCUGUCAACACAUUGCUAUGUCUCAAAACACCAAGCAUAGAGUCUUUACUCCACAGAAACACAGCGGGACCAACAGUGGCUCUGUUUGGUGAUAACACUGACUGGAUCGGCAUCCAUACUUGUGUUCAACGCAACUUAUCUCCUAUUAACGCUGUCAGGCGACGGACAACAGGUCUUAUAGUUGGAGCAGGAGGAAUGGCUCGAGCGGCCGCUUAUGCACUCAUUCGUCUGGGCGUUAAGACCAUUCUCAUACAGAAUCGUACUAGGUCAAGAGCAGAAGAGCUCAUUAAGCAAUUUGAAGGUCAUAAGGGUGAUGCAAACAGUCAACAUGAGAUGUUAUCUCGAGGCAUGCUAAAGGACAGUGAAACCCCAGAUCUUAUAUUAGAUCCGGUCUUCAGGAUUAUCGACUCCAAAGACAGUCCGUUGCCAGACGAUGUCAAUCCUCCAACAAUUAUUGUUUCAUGUAUCCCCACCAAGGAUAUGGAUGGAACAUGCUCCGUGGAUACAAGUAUUCCCGUCAGCUGGCUAUCAAGUCCGACCGGUGGCGUCGUUAUCGAGCUCUCAUACACACCACUCGAGACGCCGCUCUUGAAGCAAAUUAACGGUUUAGCUGAAAAGGGGUGGAUUCCUGUAGACGGCCUCCAGGUUCUCCCGGAACAGGGAAUGAUGCAAUUCGAGUUAUUUACAAAUCGCCGCGCACCAGCCAAUGUCAUGAGGGAGGAGGUAUUUCGAGCAUAUAAUCGGCGUAAUGGGAAGUCACUUUAA
Molecule: messenger RNA, 2544 nt
Organism: Fusarium sp. VM40
Lineage: Eukaryota; Fungi; Ascomycota; Sordariomycetes; Hypocreales; Nectriaceae
Source: the annotation of a GenBank genome assembly